AUGCUCGCCCUGUCCUUGUUGCUAACUGCCGUGGGGGUCAAUGCCAUCCUCGGCGGUGAGGUUGCAGGCGUCUCGAUCUCGGACAAGGAAUUCUUUUGUGCCGACGAAUGUGCCUACAAAGGCGUCUUCUUUGAGCAAGGGGGAAAGUGGUGCACGAGGAACGACACUACUGCCAUAGUGAACUCCGAGGGCCUCGCUCACCCCCAGUAUCCUCACGCCUGUGCAGGAUCGCGAGUACCAGAGGGCUGGCAAGAGCGCGCCCUCAAGAAUGGGGAAGAACCAAAACAGUGCUAUGUCUACGAGCCAACUGAACCCUUCGAUUACUUCUGCAUUGCCGACAAGAACCCAGGAGGCAACGCAAAGAACGUACAAUGGUCAGAAAUCGAAAAGAAGCUGGCAUCGGCCAGUUCAACAAAUUCGGCAAGCCAAGAGGGCGAACAAGGCGCUUCUGAGAAGAGCAAGCCGGCUUCUCCGGAAAAGUUGAAGCAGUGUAACGAUCUACGCGAAAACAACUUCUGGGAGUGCUGGAAUAACUUCAAGGACGACUUUCAGAAGUGUGUCGACGACGCCCAAAAAGUAUGGGAAGACUGCCGGCGUGGGAACUAA
Metarhizium robertsii ARSEF 23 is the source of this 606-nucleotide messenger RNA. RefSeq lists its product as uncharacterized. NCBI's taxonomy places the organism in Eukaryota, Fungi, Ascomycota, Sordariomycetes, Hypocreales, Clavicipitaceae. The transcript has a single exon. The record is from RefSeq and is a predicted model, not a curated record. Bases 1 to 606 code for a protein of 201 amino acids.